This is a messenger RNA of Vigna unguiculata (cowpea), 1149 nucleotides long. Lineage: Eukaryota; Viridiplantae; Streptophyta; Magnoliopsida; Fabales; Fabaceae. The record is from RefSeq and is a predicted model, not a curated record.
AUGAAGUCAUCCUCGCAGGACUAUAAGCAGCACGCAAAAUUGGAACAGUUACAUUGCAUACUCUCCCCAUGGCCGUUCGCAAAAUGGGGAAUCGACAUAUUAGGAUCCUUCACCCCGGGGAAAGGACAAGUGAAGUUCCUCAUUGUCGACAUCGACUAUUUUAUGAAGUGGAUAGAAGCUAAGCCAUUGGCCACAAUCACAGCACAACAGGUCCAACAGUUUGAAUGGAAAGACAUCAUAUGCCGCUAUGGAGUACCGCAUACUAUCAUAACUGACAAUGGUCGACAAUUCAUUGAUAUAGAGCUCACCAAAUUCUACACUGACCUAAGCAUCAAACACAUCACCAGCUCCAUAGAGCACCCGCAAACCAAUAGACAAGUUGAAGCCGUUAACAAGGUCAUACUGGUCGAACUACGAAAACAUUUAGAUGGAGCAAAGGGUCGUUGGCCAGAAGACCUCCUGCAACCGCCGCCACACCUCUUCAUCUCGCCGGCUACCACUGCAUCACCAUCACGCCAUCUCGUCGCCGGCCACCACUGCACCUCUUCGUCCACAGACCAGCAACCACUCGCGCACCACUAUGAGCACUACAACUCGCCAGAAACAGCACCGUCCCUGCAGAACCACCACACCACCAACUUCUCGCCACCAUGGACCAAUCUCGAUGGUAGCAGGUUCACGCACCAGCAGCCAACCUCGCACUGUUCCGAUCACCGCACUUACAACCUCCAUUACGAACCAGCGACCAUCAUUUCACCACCAUCUUCAACCUUCGUUCACCACCAUGCAGAAAACGCGAACCAGAUCGGAGAACGUUUCCACCUUCGCGCCUCCAUCAUCUCCACAGAUCUGCAUCGUAGUUCCGUCACCACCAGAUCCGCGUCUAACCAUGGCAGCACCACCAGUCACGCACCAGAUCGGAGAAGAAGAACCAUUGCAUCUGCAACACUUCCCGCGAACCAGAAUAGCACCACGUCCAUGGCAGUAACACCUCGCUGGCAGCCUCCAUUCCCGCAACCUUCACGCACCAUCGCAGCAGCCAUGGCAGCCAUUGCUCCACCACCGUCAAGCCUCGUCGGAGAAGAAAAACGGCAGCAGCAGCCGUCACAGCAACUUUGCAGCCAUAGUGUGAGAGAAACCCUAGUCUAG